Molecule: messenger RNA, 1481 nt
Organism: Stegodyphus dumicola
Lineage: Eukaryota; Metazoa; Arthropoda; Arachnida; Araneae; Eresidae
Gene: Bap60
Product: Brahma-associated protein 60
Source: RefSeq, a predicted model, not a curated record
CAUCUUUUUGUUGGCAACAGCGCUUUGAAGUCGCGUUGUUAGCAAGUAUUGUUUUGUAUAUGCAAAAUGGUCGUUGUGGGGAAGUGAAGUUGCAUUGAUUUGAACUUAUUUUUGUUUUUUUAGGUAGAUUAUUAAAGAAUAUGGCAUCUAAUAUGAAUCGAGGCUACCCUGUCCCACCUCAGGCUGCUGUUCAAGGAAAUGCAGUUCCACCUGCAGGCCCAACACCUGUGCCUGUACCACCUCCUGGACCACCACCUGUCCCUAAUCAGUCAGGCCCUCCUUCUGCAGUUCCCCAAGGAGCUGGUGGUCCUCCUAUUCCUCCAGGAGCCAUGGGUGCAGUGCCCCCUCCUGGACCUGGGAUGAGACCACCUGACAGGCCAAUGACUUUACAACAUGCAGGACCUCCACCAAGCCGUCAGUAUGGAAGUCCGGCUCCAGUUUAUCAGCCUCAACCUCAACGAGCGGGUUAUCCUUCUGGUCCUAUGCAAGGUGCACCUGCUCCACCACCACAAGGCAUGCAUGGUCGUGUUGGGCAGGGAAUGGGCCCACCAGCUAAUACAUAUGCUGCAGGAGGGCGUACUCCUCAAGGACCAAUGCCUUCAAUGGGUAUGGAAUCACGUAAAAGACCUGCACCAGAUCGCUCAGACAGUAGAUCUCAAGGACCUCCAUCAUCUAAAAGUAGUGGCCCACCACCUGGCAGUACCACUACAAGUACCUCUGGUCCAACUACAAGUAGUAGCAGCAGUAGUAGUAGUAAAAAAAAGAAAAAGCUAGCAGAAAAAAUCUUACCUCAGAAAGUUCGAGACCUUGUUCCUGAAUCACAAGCAUAUAUGGAUCUUCUAACAUUUGAAAGGAAGUUAGACUCUACUAUAAUGCGAAAGAGACUUGAUAUUCAGGAGGCUCUUAAAAGACCUAUGAAGCAAAAACGAAAACUACGUAUUUUUAUUUCUAACACAUUUUAUCCUGGAAAACCUGAAGGAGAAUCCGAAGAACCAACAGUUCCUUCAUGGGAACUUAGAGUUGAAGGGCGACUGCUAGAUGAUCCUACUGCACCCAAAGCAGAUCAAAGCAAAGUAAAAAGAAAGUUUUCAUCAUUUUUCAAAAGCUUAGUGAUUGAACUAGACAAAGAUUUAUAUGGACCUGACAAUCAUUUGGUUGAGUGGCAUAGGACUCCAACAACUACAGAAACUGAUGGUUUUCAAGUAAAAAGGCCUGGAGACAAGAAUGUAAGAUGCACGAUACUUCUCUUGUUAGAUUAUCAGGUAUGUACUGCAUUCGAACAGAAUAAUGAAAUGUUUGUGUAUGGCCAAAAUUUCUUUAAAUGCUUUAAGCAAAUAUUUAGCAAAACUAGAAUGAAAACAACAAACAUCAUACUGUCUAUGAUGCUCUUUCCUGAUGGGAUUAGGGGUAUAUGGCUAGCAAAGUGUCAAGUAGUUGUUAGUCUCAUGGGACUGAGAGUUGAACUACAUCUGCCAGGGUAA